AUGUUCGCCCCGGCCCUCCCGCGAAGAUUCUUCCAUCUUGUCCGUCAGGUCGACACGCGGGGUUUUGUUGGGGAUUUCCGCCGGCUUCGCCACGUCAGCAGCGCGGACAGCACCCACGAAGUCCGGGCCGCCCUCGCGGCCUCGCAGAACGUCCUCUUUUGUGGGCACUUCAACACCGGCAAACUCACCAUCCUCAAGGCCCUUGGCGAGCACUGCGCGACGACGCUGGGGCGGCGGGUGGCGUUGGUCUCCGCCGACGUCCGCCGCGCGAGCCGGCUGGAUGGGUAUUUAUUGCACCAUUUUAUCGGCCUGCGAAUGAGCGCGGACGAUCUUCCCUCGCAGGAGCAGCUCGAAGGGACGUUGGAGCGGCAUAUGCGGCUCAUGGAGUCGACCUACGCGGGAAGUUUUCCAAGCCUGGGGAAUACCGACGUGUUGAUUUUGGAUUCCCUCGAGCGCAUUCCCUCCGUGGUGCUGCGUUCGAUGGAUGUGGUGAGUCGCCGCCAGCGAGGGCGGCCGCAAGAGGCGUUUGGCGGGCUGCGCGUUUUCGCCGCGGCGGAUUUUUGGCGGCUUCCAGUCCAUCCAACCAGCGAUACAGGGGAUUAUUUAUUUCAGCUCGAUUCAUGGGACGAGAUGUUCCCUAAGCAAAUUUUACUCGAGCGGACUCACGGGCAGGAAAAGAAGUUGAACGACUUCACACUCAAGGCCCUUUACGGCAAUCUCAACUCGGCUGAUAUCAAAGAGCUUGAGCAGCUUUCUGCCAAAGAUAGCCUCAAGCAGGGCUAUGCGGCCGAAAAAGGCGCUGGUGUCGCGGCGCCCUUCACCGAGGACGAGAACGAUGCCCUUUUGAUGCCUCCUCUCCUCAACGCGCUUGACGGCCCUGGCAGCGUGGACUCGAUGGGACCCCAAUCGAUCACGCCGUGGGAUGAUCUCAUCACCAACUCGAAAGCCAUCCCAUACUUCAUGCCGCGCUUCCCCAAGCAGCCCAGCGUUAAAAUUCUUCCGUCCCGUCAUCGUCAGCUGAAGCGGAUCGAAAUUGGGAACUUUUUGGUUAGCAUUCUUGUGCAGUCCUGCACCGCCGUUUCCGUCGGGUUGGUGGAUUCCCUCAAUGUGGAGCCCGGAUCGAAGGUGCAACUUAUCUUGGAUGGCCAGGCCUCUUACGGCGUCCCCGCCGGCGCGAUUGGCGAGGUCAUGCAGCUCAAAGACCACCACAUCACGGUGCACUUCCCCAAUGAGCAGCGCACCCUUGACAUCCCACGCAUGCGCAUCACGACUUUUCACCCGCAAUUUCCCGAAAUCACGUACGAAAUUCGCCAAUUCCCUCUUUUCCCGCGCCAAUGCGUGUGCCCGAUGAGUAUUUUAAUGUACGACCAUGCCUACCACCUCAACCUGAACGGCCGCCGGAUGGUGGAUACGAACGACCUGGGGAAUUUGCUGGCCCGGAUGCGCUCCUUUUCCGACUUUACGCUGCGAAACACGCGCGAUGUGCUCAAUCGCGACGGGAUGGUGCACGAGCCGACGCGGAUUUACUACCACAUGGUCAAAGGCCUCCCAAUGACGAGUGCGCCGGAGCAGUGGUGCCGAAACUGCAAGUCCUUUGUCCUCUCGAGCGGCUUUUUUGCGCACUGGCAUGCCUGCAUUCGCGCGGUGCGGUGGUGUACGGAGUGCAAUAAAAGUAUUCCCCUCGAACUGCUGGAGCCGCACCGGGAGAAACAUCAGGUGGUGUUGUGUUUGGACUGCGGACAGGCCGUGGAGUGGCGGCAGUGGGAGGCCCACCGCUUGUCCUGCUCGGCGAUGAUGCGUGAGGUGAGCCCGGAUAACGAAUUUCUCCCUUUGCGCACACGCCAACUCGCGCUGGAACUGGGGUUGGAUAAGCGAGACCUCCACACCAUGCGCUCUUUUUCGCGAUCUAUUCUUCCUCAGUCGAAAGUCGGGGUGCAGUAG
Messenger RNA from Phytomonas sp. Hart1, 1941 nucleotides. Lineage: Eukaryota; Euglenozoa; Kinetoplastea; Trypanosomatida; Trypanosomatidae. The record is from the annotation of a GenBank genome assembly.